CAUACAUAUCUCCAUUGAACACAGUAGGCUAUUCGAUUUCCAGAAGUAGAAUACAUUCUUCUUAAUUACAAGUUUAGUUUCGUGGGAGGGAGAUAUUUGACAAUGGAUCGUUUCGUCGAAAACCACUUCUUCAGUAGACUUUUUUUGGUGCUGUUGUUGCCGUUUUUCAUGAUCUUGGCUGGAGCAUUAUCGCUCUCAGAUAGUAUAACAGGCUUUGAUUGCGACAAGCUUCUUCAAUGGCCUCAAUAUGCCGUCUUUGCUUUGAUGAUCAUCGUCUGGCUUGCCAUCUUCCUGGGCUCCUGCUUCAGGGUCACAUGGCUGCCCUUGGCCGCUACGUUUCUCUUCUUUCUUCUCGUCUUCUCUUUCACUGUAUUCGCCUUCCAAGUCACUGGACAGGGAAAACUAGGGCACGAAGAAUACCGAUUGGGGGACUACUCAAAUUGGCUCCAGAAGAGAGUGGAGAAGAGCAGCGACUGGAACAAAAUCAAAACCUGCCUUCAGGACGCCAAAGUAUGCAACAAAAAUGCUGAUUGUUCGAGAAAUUAUGGCGCAAAUUUUUCCAGAAAUUUAUCCUCAUUUCAGUUCGGCUGCUGCAAGCCUCCAACCUCUUGCAACUUUGUGCAUGUGAACGGAACUUAUUGGAGUUCCAGAGCAGGCAACUUUACAGACGUGGAGUGUAAGAGAUGGAGUAAUGAGCAGGAUGAACUGUGUUAUAACUGUGAUUCGUGCAAGGCAAGUGUGCUGGCAAACGUGGAGAGCGACUUGGGUCAGGUUGCUGUUCUCAAUAUUCUGAUGCUCUUUAUUAUGGUUGUGGGAUGUUGUGGGUUGAUAUUAUAUGUGCUUUUUAAGGAUCGACGGCCGUCUUAUAUCUGUGAUUCAGGGAUGAACUAGAAAUGAACAGGAUCUGUGAUAAAACUGCGAUUCAUGCCGAGUAGGCCAUCGACGUUUUUUCCUAAAAAGAUUUCACCGGCUUAUUAUUUGUUUUUACUCUCUCCACAUCAAACACGUCUCUGUCAUUUUUACUCAUCGAAAAUCCUUUGUUCGGAUCAUCAAUCAUUCACGAGCUGUGCAGAAAAAAAUGUAAGAAUUAUGUUUAGUUGUGUGGUUUCACUGUAUCUAUGCAGAUAGAUUAUUAUCUUUGUUAGGAUGCAAAUAUAUUAUUAUAUUUGUUAACAAUUGUUGGAUUUUCCCAGUUAAGAUGCUUAUAGAGCUUGCUUUCCAUUUAGCGAAUUUGGCCUCCAACCAUUCAUUGAUGCAAAAUCAGCAUUUCAGUGCUUAAUGAAACUUGAUUAAGAAAGCAGUUCUCAGAAAAGUCCUUAAAUGUGUCAUACUUUUUCAAGAAGCAUAGAUUAAUCUAGAAGAAAACUAAUUGUGUUA
Molecule: messenger RNA, 1377 nt
Organism: Cryptomeria japonica (Japanese cedar)
Lineage: Eukaryota; Viridiplantae; Streptophyta; Pinopsida; Cupressales; Cupressaceae
Product: tetraspanin-8
Exons: 2
Coding region: 103-891 (262 amino acids)
Biological process (GO): auxin-activated signaling pathway
Cellular component (GO): plasmodesma; plasma membrane
Source: RefSeq, a predicted model, not a curated record